Molecule: messenger RNA, 1569 nt
Organism: Peronospora matthiolae
Lineage: Eukaryota; Oomycota; Peronosporomycetes; Peronosporales; Peronosporaceae
Source: the annotation of a GenBank genome assembly
AUGUCUGAUGACGAAGAAGAUGCAAGCGUGUACGAUCAAGAUGACGACUCGACGCCUCCAACAUUUUGGCGUGCAAGUGCAAACGCAGUGGAAGCAACGGACCUAGCAGAACCUGUGACUUUUCAAGACGCGAUCAAUGGUCCUGAUCAAACUCACUGGCGAAAUGCUGUGAAGGCGGAACUCAAGUCGAUGCAUCUUCGUGGAGUUUUCCGUGCGGCAAAACUGCCAAGAGGCCAAGGCGCGAUCGGCACCAAGUGGGUGUUCAAGAUCAAGCGCAAAGCGGAUGGAUCGGUCGAGAAAUACAAGGCGCGUCUCGUUGCCAAGGGCUUCAAGCAGAAGUACGGCAUCGACUACACAGAGACGUUCUCGCCCGUGGUCAAGUACGUGACACUGCGUAUGGUGAUCGCGAUCACCAAGUAUUUCGACUGGCCACUGGACCAACUCGAUGUGGUGACAGCCUUUCUCUACGGAGUGAUGAAGGAGAAGGUGUACUGCGUGAUACCAGAAGGCGUCGAGAUGGAUGGCGACUUCGACUGUCUCGAGUUGGUGAAGGCGAUCUACGGUCUCAAGCAAGCUUCACGUGUGUGGAACGAGACUUUCGACGAGUUCGUAUGCUCCAUCGGUUUCGAAGCGUCGGCGUUCGACCCAUGUCUCUACAUCAAGGUUGUCGACGGUCACUGUGUGCUCGUGCUGGUCUACGUGGAUGACGUGUUGGUCACCGGCAGCUCGCUUGAGUUGAUUGCGCAGACGAAGGCCGACCUCAAGACGCGUUUCGAGAUGACCGACAGUGGCAAGUGUACUUUUGUACUGGGCAUCGAACUGGUGGACGAAUCGGAUGGCAGCGUGACAAUGUGCCAGCGACGGUAUGUCAACGACAUCCUCAAGCGCUUCGGCAUGGAUGCGUGCAAGGCCACAGCAAGUCCGGUCGACUUGAGCACUCGGCUUGUCGCAAGCACCGAAGCGGCCAAGAUCGACGUUCCGUUUCGUGAAGCUGUGGGAGCUUUGAUGCACUUGACGACUGCGACGCGCCCGGACAUUGCGUAUGGUGUGGGGUACGUCUCGCGCUUCAUGGAGAAUCCGCAGCAAGAACAUUGGACGGCGGUGAAGCGCAUCUUUCGUUACUUGCAAGGGACCAAGUCGCACGGACUCCGCUUCCAGCCAAGCGACAAGAUCGACUUUCGUGGCUACUCGGACGCGGACUGGGCCGGCGACCACGCUGAUCGCAAGUCGACUUCGGGUUACACUUUCAUGCUGAUGGGUGCUCCUGUGAGUUGGGGAAGCAAGAAGCAGUCAAGUGUGUCGCUGUCGACGAGUGAAGCGGAAUACAUCGCACUGAGUCUGGCCAUCCAGGAAGGCAAGUGGGUGCAUCGCCUGCUAUGCGAGAUUUUGGCGGCCGCAAACGAACCAGGACCGGACCUCGUCAUCCGUGAAGACAACCAGUCGUGCAUCAAGAUGACGAAGAAUCCGGUGAAUCAUGGCCGCGCCAAGCACAUCGACAUCAAGUACCAUCACAUCCGUGAUGAGGUCAAGCGCGGGAAGUGCAGCUCGAGUAUUGCGAGACUUCCGUGA